Messenger RNA from Lotus japonicus, 1145 nucleotides. Its product is annotated as V-type proton ATPase subunit E2-like. The record is from RefSeq and is a predicted model, not a curated record. Gene Ontology annotation, molecular function: proton-transporting ATPase activity, rotational mechanism. Gene Ontology annotation, cellular component: proton-transporting two-sector ATPase complex, catalytic domain. Lineage: Eukaryota; Viridiplantae; Streptophyta; Magnoliopsida; Fabales; Fabaceae. The transcript is spliced from 5 exons. Gene Ontology annotation, biological process: proton transmembrane transport. The coding region runs from base 39 to 812 and encodes 257 amino acids.
GUUUGUAGGUUCUGUCAAAAACCAAAAGGAAAGGAAAGAUGAAGGACGCAGAUGUGUCGCAGCAGAUCCAGCAGAUGAUCAGGUUCAUCCGCCAAGAGGCCGAGGAGAAAGCCAAUGAAAUAUCUGUUGCGGCGGAGGAGGAGUUCAAUAUUGAGAAACUUCAAUUACUUGAAGCUGAGAAGAGAAAGAUCAGACAAGAGUACGAGCGAAAAGCCAAACAAAUUGAUGUUCGUAGAAAGAUUGAGUACUCAAUGCAGCUGAAUGCAUCCCGUAUAAAGGUUCUCCAAGCACAAGAUGAGCUGGUGAAUUCUAUGAAGGAUUCUGCUAAAAAGGGCCUUUUACGCAUCUCAAAUGAUAAGAAAGCUUACAAGAAACUCGUCAAAGACAUGAUCGUUCAGGGUUUACUACGGCUGAGGGAACCAUCAGUGCUACUAAGAUGCAGAGAGGGUGAUCGAAAGCUAGUAGAGUCUGUGCUCGAUGAAGCGAAAAAACAAUACUCCGAGAAAGCCAACAUGCAAGCCCCAAAGGUUACCCUUGAUGAUCGUGUUUACCUCCCACCACCUCCUAAAAACGGUGCAACGGAUUCACAUGAACCUUUUUGCUCCGGAGGAGUGAUAUUGGCUUCUGAGGAUGGGAAGAUAGUGUUGGAGAACACCCUUGACGCACGUCUUGAUGUCAUUUUCCGCCAAAAAUUGCCCGAGGCAUGUUCAUUAUCACACACUCCUUCUAUUCAUUUUGUUGCAUGCAUGUUUGGAUACACAACGAAAAAUCACGAAGAAAUCCAAAUCAUAGUGGACAACCUCAAAAGUUAAGAGAAGUUGUUUAUAUCCACCGUAAUUUUGACUCAUUGUGUAACCAAACAUGCCCUCUGUUGGAUUGACAACAUUUGACUUGUUAAGGUUACUAAUUGUUUUACUCAAUCAAGUACAUGCAGAUAAGGAAGCACUUGUUAGGUUGAACAACAUGCUGCUAUCUGCAUUCUGUGUUUAUAUCAGCAAAUGGAAGAGCAAUGAAAUUGCCACCUCUCGUGAAAUUUGAUCUAAGCAAGUGAAACCCAUUUUCCAUUUUUAUUUUCCAAUUUCCAUCAUGUGUUUGUAUGUUUUGUAUUUUUUUUGUUUAAUAAGUUAGACUUGUUGAAGAAUAUU